Messenger RNA from Acaulospora colombiana, 207 nucleotides. The record is from the annotation of a GenBank genome assembly. Lineage: Eukaryota; Fungi; Glomeromycota; Glomeromycetes; Diversisporales; Acaulosporaceae.
UUUGGGGAAGGACCAGAUGGCGGUCAGCUCUGUGGGAGUUUAGAAUGGAUCGGGGUUUCUGAAUCUCCACUUGCCAUGCUCGUGGAGCCCCAAGUCGACCUUGCUGUUACCAUGAGCUGUGGUGGGGUGUUAUGUGACUAUUCAUUGGAGGGAUUUGCGUCAGCCACAUUGGAAGACAACUCGUACGAGCUGGUGCAACAUAGGUAA